This is a messenger RNA of Cervus elaphus (red deer), 3323 nucleotides long. It is a transcript of the gene GULP1, whose product is annotated as GULP PTB domain containing engulfment adaptor 1. The transcript is spliced from 13 exons. The record is from RefSeq and is a predicted model, not a curated record. NCBI's taxonomy places the organism in Eukaryota, Metazoa, Chordata, Mammalia, Artiodactyla, Cervidae. The coding region runs from base 296 to 1435 and encodes 379 amino acids.
UUCCCUCUCGGCCACGGAGACGGCGCCCCGGCUGUGCCGGAGCGGAGAUCGCCCGGCCCCGAGGACGCCGCGGCUCUCCACGCCCCUGCCCGGAGCCUGACCCGACUGCAUCCGUCAGGAAGUUAUAUGUGAUCCCGUCUGGUAUACACAAUAGAAGAGAAACCGAAGGAGAAUUUGGAUGGCAGCUGAAUAAUUGAAAGUCUAGUGUCUGCGUAUUCUUUCAACUAUAUUUGAACGUACCUACCCAGGAUAUAAAGUGUGAUUGAACUGAACAUCAGUUUGGUUGAGCUUCAUCAUGAACCGUGCUUUUAGCAGAAAGAAAGACAAAACAUGGAUGCAUACUCCUGAGGCUUUAUCAAAACAUUACAUUCCCUAUAAUGCAAAGUUUCUUGGCAGCACAGAAGUAGAGCUGCCCAAAGGAACAGAAGUUGUGAGAGACGCUGUAAGGAAACUCAAGUUUGCAAGACAUAUCAAGAAAUCUGAAGGCCAGAAAAUUCCCAAAGUUGAGUUGCAAAUCUCAAUUUAUGGAGUGAAAAUUCUAGAACCUAAAACAAAGGAAGUUCAACACAAUUGCCAGCUUCACAGAAUAUCAUUUUGUGCAGAUGAUAAAACUGACAAGAGGAUAUUCACUUUCAUAUGCAAAGAUUCCGAGUCAAAUAAACAUUUGUGCUAUGUUUUUGACAGCGAAAAGUGUGCUGAAGAGAUAACAUUAACAAUCGGCCAAGCAUUUGACCUGGCGUACAGGAAGUUUCUAGAAUCUGGAGGAAAAGAUGUUGAAACAAGAAAACAGAUUGCAGGGUUACAGAAAAGAAUUCAAGACUUAGAAACAGAAAAUAUGGAACUUAAAAACAAAGUACAAGAUUUGGAAAACCAGUUAAGAAUAACCCAAGUAUCAACACCUCCACUGCUGCACAAAAUGUCUGAUCAUGAGCAACACGGGUUUCAGAGAUGCUCAUCCUCUUUCUGGCAUAGUACUGAUGAUUCAUCUCCCUGUCUAAAUAUUCCUUCCCUUACUGUCACUCCUGUCAACUCUCCUGAUUCCAGACUAUCAUUGGGACUGUUAAUACCACCACCUUCUAAACAGGGCCUUCCCAAGCCAGACAGCGACAGCAGCAUCCCAAGACCUCAUGCAGGCAGUGUGACACCUAAGUUGCCCUCUACUGACAUCUUUGAUAUGAUUCCAUUUUCUCCAAUAUCACCCCAGUCUUCAGUACCGACUCACAAUGGCAUGCAGCCGCCUCCAGUACCUAGCCGAUCUAACGAGAUUAAACGGGACCUGUUUGGAGCAGAACCUUUUGACCCAUUUAACUGUGGAGCAGGGGAUUUCCCACCAGACAUUCAAUCAAAAUUAGAUGAGAUGCAGGAGGGGUUCAAAAUGGGACUAACUCUCGAAGGCACAGUAUUUUGUCUCGACCCUUUAGACAGCAGGUGCUGAUACAAAGAACAAGACGUCCUGAAUCUGUUAAAAUUGUUUUGUAUACAUAUAUAUAUAUCAGUCAUUAUUACUUAUGUCAGGUAUUAUAAAUGUGCCAAUAUAUUUUUGAGUCUCUUAACUUUUUGAGAAUUAUUUCAGUAAAAUUCCCUGUUGCAUUCACUGUUGAUCUGUAACAUUUUGCUUUAAGAACUCACUGUAAAUUAAAUCAUACUUUUAUGUUCCUUUCAGUUUGUUUGUAGAAGAAUUUAUAAUUGAGAGACACAUUAUCCAAAUAUCUGCCUUUGUCUGAGUUCUGAAUAAUUAGCUUCUUCAAAUUUAUGUUCAUUCUCUAGGCUGCUAGUUUAUUAUUAAUUUCCCAAAAGCCAUACCUAAAUGAUACCUUUCAGAAUCCUAAGAGAUAUACCAAUGCCAAACCAAAUAUGUUCUAUAUUCAAACCAAUAAACAUGUUACCAUUCAUUAGACAGAUAUCAUUUUUUGUAUGAAAUGCUGUUCAUAUUAUUGGGAAAAUGUAAACUCUGAAUGUAACACCACCAUAUCAUUUUUAACAGGUAAAAUAACAGAAAUAUAAAUCCCAAUAAUAAUUAAACUAAAUGUGUUUAGAGUUGUUAUUACUAAGCUCAAGGUCAUAAUGUUAGUUAUUAUUAUCAGCUAUACUCUAAAUAUUUUAUUUCAUACAUAAAGAUUGUGGAAAAAUGAAAGCUUGCUAUUCACAAAGGACUUAAAAUUUAGUUUCUAUCAAGAUAAGUUACAUUACUAAACAUCUAAAUGUCGUUUGAUCUGAUGUUUCCUAAAAAUGAUUUGGAAUAUAUACUGUCUAUAGUUGCAGCAUCUAUUACCCAUAUUUGCUUUACCAAAUAAAUUUUUUCUCACUGAAUAAGACUAUUCUUCUUAUAUUUCUCCCCUGAUUAAAGUACUUUCUCACCAAGAUUUAUUUUGUGAUAGCCCGUUAAUUCUGAUACUUUAAAAACUCUAUGGCACCUUUUCUUUAUGAAUUAUCAAUAUUAUUUAGCAAGUUUAACGUCCUCUCCAUUACAGUCAGGACCUCAUUUUUGAAAUGAGUUUAGUCUUUAACCUGACCAAUAACUCUUUCUUGCACCUGACUCUUGGGCUGGUGAACUUUAGCUUUUAAAAAAAAAAAUUGUUUUCUAUACAUUCACCUGUUAUGUAACAGACUCUAAUUUAUACGGAAUGCAGCAGAAAUUUAUGGUCAGAUAUAUAAUUUGGUUCAUCUCAUUAUAAGAAAAGUAAAUUAAUGAAAAUGUGAGCUUAGAUAGAAGGUAGAUCUCAAAAAUUUCUCUUUUCUUUUAGUCUUGGGAAUUUUCUUCAUGUGCUAAAGGUGCAUUUUCACUAGAAACAGAAAUCAAAUAUGCUUAUGCAAUAUUAUAUUUGUAUGUAUCUUCAUAAUAUUCUACGGUCUAUAUAAGCCUUCCUCUUUGUUUUCUGUUAUCUGUUCAGUUGUACCUUAAUUAGAGGAUAGUAUAUGUUUCAUAAAGAAGAGUCUUUAUAAUUUUGUUUGUCAUAUAGUAUUUUGGAAUUUGUAUAAUGAGGAUGUUUAGAAGCCCUAUCAAUGGCUUUUUUUUAACAGAUAGAAUUUGUAUUUUUAUUGUACUUUAAAAAGCUUUAUGUAAUAGGUAUAUAUUUAGUGGCAAUUUAUUAUCAAUGGCAACACAAUAGAGUACUUUGCACAUUUAAAAUAAGUUACUUUACCAAUUUUUAAAGGUAAUCAAUCCUGCUACUGGCAUGAUUAAAUAGUAUAUAUAAUUGGUCAUUAAUUAUGAACAUUUUAUUUCACCAGUGCAUUUUUAUGAAGAUCCAGUUGCAAAUUGUAUUUCUAUGUAAACUCAAUGAUAUGUUUGAUUUUGCUGAAAAUAAAUGAUUUUAAAUAAA